GCUCUAAAAGCAGUUUCAUCAACUCUGAUAGUUGGUAGCAUCGUGAGUUGUUCAUUUUGUUGAUUUUGACAAUCGGUCACAUUUAGUUUUCUCUUAGGUUUAUUAAAAUUUCUGCGUGAUAAACAUUUGCUGUGUACUGGCCUACAUGGAAAAUACCAUAUGAUUAUCAGAUACGUUCCUAAUGCAAUUGAAUGUCAAUAUAUAAUAAUAGAUCAUUAGAAUGGGUCUAAUAUCCGAACCGUUCUUGUUUGUAUUAGCUUUAAUCGAUACCGGUUCGGUACUUUUCCUUUUGGUGUAUUUCGUCAUAACUUUAUCAGAUUUAGAAUGUGACUAUUUAAAUGCACAACAGUGUUGUUCAAAGUUAAAUACGUGGGUGGUACCAAAGUUAGUAGCACAUUCAUUUUUAGAGUUUUUAUUAUUAACACAUGGACAGUUAAUAUUGUGCUUGGUAAAUUUACCAAUGACAUUGUGGCUGCUCUAUGAAUAUUUUGGUGUACCAAGUGGCAAUAUGGGAGUUUAUGAUCCCACAGAGAUUCACAAUCGUGGCCAGUUAAAGAGGCAUACAAGAGAUUGUAUGAUCUAUCUUGGAUACUAUCUUAUUUUCUUUUUUAUUUAUCUUUAUUGCAUGAUUAUUGCAUUAUUAAAAGGGGAUCCAAUCAACAGGAAUGAAGAUGAAAUAUUACAUACAGAAUAACAGUGAUAACAUUUAAGCUUUUAUACAUCUUUGUCUUUUACUUCAGUCAUAUGUGAUCAUUUAUUUAUUUCUAUGUUAAUUAUGCCAAAUGAAAUUUUGUUAGAAUGGAUAAAAGAAGUAACCAUUUCCAAUCACAACUUAGGAUACCUUUAAGGACUAAGAUCCCUUGAAUAUAGGACUUCCAUGAGAUUGUAGAAACUCUUAUGUUAAUUUAAUUAUAAGCAUUACAUGUGAUAAGAAAGGAAAAUUGCAAUGUUGUAGUUAACAAAGGUAUUAUAGAUAAAACAGGAACUGUAAUUGAAAAGAAGUAAUCUUAUAACAAUUGUUAUAAGGAUAACACAAUAUUGCAUAAGUAUUAUAUACAAAGAAGAUUAAAUCCUUUGAAAUUUA
Molecule: messenger RNA, 1084 nt
Organism: Osmia bicornis bicornis
Lineage: Eukaryota; Metazoa; Arthropoda; Insecta; Hymenoptera; Megachilidae
Gene: cnir
Product: protein cornichon homolog 4
Exons: 4
Coding region: 221-694 (157 amino acids)
Biological process (GO): endoplasmic reticulum to Golgi vesicle-mediated transport
Cellular component (GO): endoplasmic reticulum membrane; COPII-coated ER to Golgi transport vesicle
Source: RefSeq, a predicted model, not a curated record